AUGGUCCUGGUCAUGAAACUUCUGUUCCUCACCUGCCUGUGGCCAACAGCAGUGCUACCCAGUUCUCAAAGUCAGCAUCGCCAUCUUCAUCAUCGGCAACAAUUCUCAUUCUUAAGAAAGCAUAACAGCAAACGAGAAAUUAAGAUGCGAAAACUUGACAGCACGAAAGUACGGCCACUUAAAUCUGAGCAGCUUCUUCGCAUAGAGGACCAUGACUUUGCACUGAGGCCUGGAUUUGGAGGGUCUCCAAUACCUGUGGGCAUUGAUGUGCAGGUAGAAAGCAUUGACAGCAUAUCUGAAGUUGACAUGGACUUCACAAUGACUUUAUAUCUCAGACAUUACUGGAAGGAUGAGAGACUUUCAUUUCAUAGUAACAAAAACAAAAGUAUGACUUUUGAUGGAAGACUGAUAAAAAAGAUCUGGGUACCUGAUGUAUUUUUUGUACACUCCAAAAGAUCUUUCAUCCAUGAUACAACUGUGGAAAAUGUCAUGCUCCGAGUCUACCCUGAUGGCAACGUACUCUUCAGUCUACGAAUAACAGUUUCUGCUAUGUGUUUCAUGGAUUUCAGUAGGUUUCCUCUGGACACGCAGAACUGUUCUUUAGAACUGGAAAGUUAUGCAUACAAUGAAGAUGACCUGAUGUUAUACUGGAAACAUGGAAACAAGUCCCUGAGCACAGACGAGCACAUCUCCCUCUCCCAGUUUUUCAUUGAAGAAUUCAGUGCUUCCAGUGGGCUAGCUUUCUACAGCAGUACUGGUUGGUACAAUCGACUUUUUAUAAACUUUGCACUCCGGAGACAUAUUUUCUUUUUUGUGCUACAAUCCUAUUUCCCAGCCAUGCUGAUGGUGAUGCUGUCCUGGGUUUCAUUUUGGAUUGACAGAAGAGCCGUUCCUGCCAGGGUAUCACUAGGUAUAACUACAGUGCUGACAAUGUCAACCAUCAUGACAGGAGUAAGUGCCUCAAUGCCUCAGGUGUCUUAUAUAAAGGCUGUGGAUGUGUAUUUAUGGAUCAGCUUCCUUUUUGUCUUCCUGUCUGUCAUCGAAUAUGCGGCCGUGAACUAUCUCACCACAAUUGAAGAGAGAAAGCAGCUCAAAAAAAGGGGCAAGGCUUCAGGAAUGUAUAGUAUUGAUGCAGUGCAAGCAAUGGCUUUCGACGGCUGCUUUCAUGACACGGAUGUGGACAUGGACCUGACUGCUUUCUCAGACCGCUGUGAAGAGAACGAGACUCGGGCACGCGCAGCCAGCGUCUCCAAUGUGGACACGACUCGCAUAAAGAGGAAGAGAUCUCUGAAGGGAAACGUGGGCAGGAUUAUUUUACAGAACAAUCAUGUUAUUGACACAUAUUCCAGGAUUAUAUUUCCCAGUGUGUAUAUUGUGUUCAACUUUUUUUACUGGGGUUUGUACAUAUGA
Cariama cristata (Red-legged seriema) is the source of this 1410-nucleotide messenger RNA. It is a transcript of the gene GABRR3, whose product is annotated as gamma-aminobutyric acid (GABA) A receptor, rho 3. Gene Ontology annotation, cellular component: GABA-A receptor complex; neuron projection; synapse. NCBI's taxonomy places the organism in Eukaryota, Metazoa, Chordata, Aves, Cariamiformes, Cariamidae. The transcript has 9 exons. The record is from RefSeq and is a predicted model, not a curated record. Bases 1 to 1410 code for a protein of 469 amino acids. Gene Ontology annotation, molecular function: GABA-A receptor activity; neurotransmitter receptor activity; extracellular ligand-gated monoatomic ion channel activity. Gene Ontology annotation, biological process: signal transduction; nervous system process; regulation of membrane potential.